This is a messenger RNA of Stegodyphus dumicola, 497 nucleotides long. It is a transcript of the gene amrt, whose product is annotated as TM2 domain-containing protein 2 amaretto. The record is from RefSeq and is a predicted model, not a curated record. NCBI's taxonomy places the organism in Eukaryota, Metazoa, Arthropoda, Arachnida, Araneae, Eresidae.
UCAGAAUUUCUCGUGCAUAUUAUAUUUAUUUAUUUCUCUUUCACUUAUUGUGAUAAUUUUUAUUUUUCUCCCCAGUAUGGUGGCCAAAAAUACGAGGAUGUUCAAUUUACAUCUGUGAAUUGUACUGUCCUCUCUGAUAUUGAAUGCUAUGGGCCGAAGAUCUUUCUUAGGGAUGGAUUUCCUUGUCUGAAAUAUUCCGGGCACUAUUUCCUUACGACCUUGUUAUACUCAGUUCUUUUGGGCUUUCUUGGAAUGGAUAGAUUUUGUUUAGGGCAUACAGGAACAGCUGUAGGAAAACUCCUUACUCUGGGAGGAGUUGGUAUUUGGUGGAUUGUCGAUGUGGUUCUUCUUGUUACAGGGAACUUGACUCCUGAGGAUGGAAGCAACUGGGUACCAUAUGCUUAAUAUUUUCAAUUGGUAUAAUUUUUAAAAAUGGAGAUGUAUAUGUAUAUCAAAUAAUUUUGUAAAUAUGUAUGUAAUAAAGUAUUUAUUUUAUA